CGCGUUUAAAUUAAUAAAAAAACUCAACUCUUAAAACAAGUUUAGGCAAGUAGAGGAAAAGAUGCAGCAGCAAAAAGGGAAAGUAAAAGCAUCCACCAAAUCCCAUAAAUGCUUUCUCUUCCAAGUGAAACCACCAUGGCCGUCCUCUCCUUUUCCUUAUUCAAAUCUGAAGCAUGAAAUUCUGCAAGAGUUAUGAAAAUUACAUGAAGCAACUGGGGAAGACACUUCCUGUAAUUGGAUAUAGAAGGCUAAAGAAACACAUUAGCCAAUGUAAGAGUCGUAUUCAGUCCAAAAACGAUGCUGUUUUCCCUGUUGAUUGUGCAGUGUGUGAUGAAAUUUUCUUCCCUUCCCUCUUUGACGAAAUGUCAGCUGUUGUUGAUGAUUUUGGUAAAGAGGCACAAAAGUUGCUUGAUGCAUCAUUUUCAUGCCCAUGGCGCAUUUGGAAAUACUCUUGCUUUGACUGCUUAGGGAAUGGGUUAAAAGAUCACAAUGAUUUUUUGAUUAAAGAGAGUGAAGACCUACUCAUUUAUGCAAUUGUUAAUGCAAUUGCUUUUAGGAAAAUUCUGAAAAAGUAUGACAAGGUUCAUAAAUGUGAGAAAGGACGAGCUUUCAAAUCAGGAGCCCAAGUUAAGCACAUUGAGAUCCUUCAAUCUCCUUGGUUCUAUGAGCUCAUGUCUUUUCAGAUCAACUUGAGAGGGAAAAGUAAAGCAUCCAAUGGAGAUGCAGCUCUUUUUGGAGGAUUGGCUCUAAUGUUUAAUGGCGAGAAUCAUUCUAUAAGCUGUGGGCUUUUUGAUUCCUUCAAAGUUGACGUCAAUUUAAUAUGUCCUAUUUGCUUGGAUAUAGUUUUUGAUGCAGUUGCUCUUAGGUGUGGUCAUAUUUUAUGCUAUAUGUGUGCUUGCUCUACUGCUUCAGUGACAAUUGUUGACGGAUUGAAAACAGCUGCUCCAAGGAAGAGAUGUCCUUUAUGUCGAGAGUCUAGGGUGUAUGGUGAUGCUAUCCGAUUGGAAGAACUUAACUUUCUGCUAAGCAAGAGGUGCCCUGAGUAUUGGGAGAAGCGGCGUGAAUCAGAGAGAGAAGAGAGACUUCGGCUGGUGAAGGAGCAUUGGCAGUCACAAGUGCAUGGUCUCAUGACAGCUUAACUCUUUUGUUGUAAUUGCUGUUGCCUGCCCGUCUUUUAUAUGGGUAGCAAAACUAACUUAUUUUUGUGUGACCAAAUAUAUAAUCUGCAUUAUUGUAGACUCAUUUUUAGAUGGUAUUUGAUCAACUGCCUGGAAAGUUGGUAUUAGUUGGGUGAGUUAUUAAGUUGUACAUCUUAUUUUCAUGCUUGUAUAGAUACUCCUAUGGAUUAUGGAUGUACAUAAAAGAUUGUAUUUUGUCAUUGUUUUUUAGAACAAGGGAUCUAACUUAUUAAUUUGGUACAACGUUAAUGUCAAACCUUUAAACUGUAUGGAUUGAGGAAUUGAAAAGAAAGGAAAGGGAGUGAUCCAACUUCCUUUGUUUGGUAAAAGAUUUAAGAUGGGCAAGAUUUGAAAUGAAAGGAUUUGAAUGGAUUUGUUGUCAUAAUUUUGUUGGUUACAAUCUUUCCAUAAGUGAAAAU
Messenger RNA from Amaranthus tricolor (Joseph's coat), 1597 nucleotides. Its product is annotated as probable E3 ubiquitin-protein ligase BAH1-like 1. The transcript has 7 exons. Gene Ontology annotation, molecular function: metal ion binding. The coding region runs from base 174 to 1139 and encodes 321 amino acids. The record is from RefSeq and is a predicted model, not a curated record. NCBI's taxonomy places the organism in Eukaryota, Viridiplantae, Streptophyta, Magnoliopsida, Caryophyllales, Amaranthaceae.